CAAGAUGACAAUGGAAGCUGUGGCAGUGGCAGUGGCACCCCAGCCAGCAACAAACAACACUGAAACACAGAAGAAAAAUAGGAUUCAAGUUUCUAACACCAAGAAACCCCUCUUCUUUUAUGUCAAUCUUGCCAAGAGGUAUAUUCAGCAGCAUAAUGAGGUUGAACUAUCUGCUCUGGGCAUGGCAAUCACCACAGUAGUUACAGUUGCUGAGAUUCUGAAGAACAAUGGAUUUGCAACUGAGAAGAGUAAGUAUUCUCUUUCACUCUCCUCUUUUUACCCUGCAAAUCUCCCAUUCUUGUUAACAAAAAAAAGUAAAAAACUUUCAAUGCCUACAAAUGGUGCAGAGGUUUUAACAUCCACAGUUGGAAUGAAAGACGAAGCAAAAGGCCGCAUGGUUCAGAAAGCGAGGAUCGAGAUCGUGCUGGGAAAAACCGAAAAGUUCGACAAAUUAAUGGCACCGAACAACAAUAAUGCAGCAGCAGCUGAAGCAGCGGAACAAGCAACAAACAAGAACGAGAACAACCUCGUCAUCAAGGAGGAAAACAAGCUGCAGCCACAGUAGUAGCAUAUUUCUACGCCCGAAAACUCAUACUUACUGUAUCUCAGUCUGGAUAUGAGUAUACUAUACUAUUCUUCUGCUAUUACAUAUUUUAUUCGCUAUAAGAGAUAAAGAUAUAUAUAAAUAUAUAUUUAUAGUGCGAAGCCAC
Molecule: messenger RNA, 710 nt
Organism: Ipomoea triloba (trilobed morning glory)
Lineage: Eukaryota; Viridiplantae; Streptophyta; Magnoliopsida; Solanales; Convolvulaceae
Exons: 4
Coding region: 5-565 (186 amino acids)
Cellular component (GO): nucleus
Molecular function (GO): RNA binding
Source: RefSeq, a predicted model, not a curated record